UUAAGGUGUCAGGAGGUACCUGACUCCAAGCCAGAGAGGAAGAAGGAAAACCACUGCCCAGGAGAGGUGGGCAAGUGUGGGGGAGGCAGGAGCUCCAAGCAGAUGGCUUCUCCUGCAGCCAGGGUACCUCUCGCUCCUUCUCAGAAUGGGCUGCCUGGGGAGGAAAACCCUGCCUUUCUUCCUCAUUUUUGUGCCCAUAUAUCUACGUGGGGCUUUGUUGCAAGAAACUGCACCUGAGAGGCAAAGAAAACCAUGCCUUGAGAGGCUCUGUAGACUAGAAGCGGAGUUUCGGAGGUUCCAAGAGGCAACCCUAAAGCACCUGCAGGGCAUCGCCAGCAGCUACAACCUGUCCUUCAUCAUGGAGGCCUGGUUCCAGAGCCUGGCCCGUGAGAGCCAGGCCGUGGCCCUGGCACUCAACCAGCUGCAGGCCACUGUGCAGGGUGACCUGGGCCACCUCAAGACCUGAGUCAGAGGCCAGAAGGUGGACAACAGGCUGCUAGCCUUGGGUGCCGCCCUGAGCGAGAGGAGCAAGCAGCGCGCCCAGGAGAGGAAGGAGCAGGAGGAACAGAGGAACGCCCACUCUGGCCUGGCCCUGGAUGUGUGAGCCAUGCAGGACGUUCUGGCUCGCCUGAUGCCCCUCAUCCAGAGCCAGGGUGCUGAGCUGGCAGCUUUCAAGAGGUGGCUGCAAGUGGCCGGCCCUGGCACCGCUGCCCUGCGGGUGACCCCGGCCCCUCCUAGGCCAUUUAGCCCGAGCUCCCCACAGCUGCAGGCAGGCAGGCAGCAGGCACCCAGAAUUCCGCCUGAGCUCGGGGACCCCCCUCUGGACUUCGCUCGCUGUCUCCAAGGGAUGCAGGAUCCCCCAGGCCCAGGCAGCCAGCAGGCGUGGCCCCCCAAGAGCCCAGGAGAGAUUUGCAGCAUGGGCCCUGCACUCAUCUUUCUGAACGCGUCCACUGUGAAUGUGGUCUUCUCACCCGGCUUCCUCACUGGCCUACGGGCCCUGUCUGUCUGCAGCUGGGUCCACACAGCCUUGGGCCACCUGGGCACCCUCCUCUCGUACACCAGUGAAGAAAAUGACAAGCUGGUUUUGCAUGGCCGAGACUCCCUGCCUCCUGGCUCCAUCUGCUCUGUGAUUGGAAACCUGGCCUUCAGGGAGCUGCCCCUCCAGCCACUGCUAGACUGCUGUUGGCACCAUGUGUGUGUCAUCUAGACGUCCAUCCUGGGCCUGGGCAGGUACUGGCUCCACAUGGGCCGAAGGCUAGGAAGCCCUAGCUCCCGCUUUGGGGAGGGCUAUGAGAUUCCUCCGGGAGGCUCCCUCAUGCUAGGCCAGGAGCAAGACAGCGUUGGGGGUGGGUUUGAUGGCCCUGAGGCCUUCGUGGGGAGCCUAGCAGGCCUGGCCAUAUGGGACCGGGUGCUCGUCCCCAGGGAGGUCUCAAACCUGGCCACUGGGAAGGAGUUCCUGACAGACAUCCUAACGCUGGCCAAUGCUGCAUCGGUAGGCGGAUUUGUGCAAAGGGUGAACUGCACCUGCCUACAGCUCUGUUCCUGAGGCCUCGCUACACAGCAACUGUGCUCACAUGGUGGGCCGGUGAGAAGAGCAAGUCUUCAGCCACGCUUGGCCACCCCUAACCCCAGCACACUACAUAGAGGGCCCCCCACCCACACUGAGGAGCAGGCUGCUGCCUCCGGCCUAGGCCAGGCACAUCUGCACUCUAACAUAGGAUGUGGGUAUUCCACAGGGUGGGGGGAGGGCCCACAGGCAGAGCUGGGCCUCAGGGUCCCCAUGACUGCAUUCUUUCCCUCUCUGAGGCAUUCUUACACCAACACCCCCCCGCAUAGUAGGAAGUCAUUUCAACACAGCCCAACUUGCCAUGUGGCAGAGCUGCGCUUCAGCUCUGCCUCUCCUUGGGCAUGGGUUUGGGGCAACCACAGGCUGGGUCCUGGAGAACUCUUAUUUUCCUUGCAUUAACUUCUGUGGUCCUCUCUCCCUGUGGCUUGAAAAAGUUUCUCUUUGGCUGCUCCUAGUUCCAACAUUUCUCAUGAGAAGGGCUGGGGAGUCCAUUUCCUGGCCCCAGAGCUCCUUCGCCCUGGGGGUUCCAUCAAGUUUCUGCAGCAGCUGGUGAGACCACUAGAGCUGCUGGGAAGGGGGCCUGCAGAGGGAGCAAGCUACUCAGAAACACAUUAAGGAUGGGUGGGCAAUGCUUUUUUUAAAAAUUAAUUUAUUUUUAGCUGCAUUGGGUCUUCAUUGCUGUGUGUGGGCUUUCUCUCUAGUUGCAGCAAGUGGGGGCUACUUUUUGUUGUGGCGCACAGCCUUCUCAUUGCAGUGGCUUCUCUUGUUGCAGAGCACGGGCUCUAGGUGCGCAGGCUUCAGUAGUUGUGGCACGCGGGCUCAGUAGUUGUGGCUCGCAGGCUCCAGAGCGCAGGCUCAGUAGUUAUGGCACAUGGGCUUAGCUGCUCCGCAGCAUGUGGGAUCUUCCCGGA
Messenger RNA from Kogia breviceps (pygmy sperm whale), 2478 nucleotides. The record is from RefSeq and is a predicted model, not a curated record. Lineage: Eukaryota; Metazoa; Chordata; Mammalia; Artiodactyla; Physeteridae.